AUGGAGAAGCUGACAGGGAAACUGCCUGUGAAGCAGCUAAAACGGCAAGAACGGCAGCACCCAGAGUUUUUCCCGCAUUCCUCGGUGUCUUUUGCAGGCUAUGCUGGAAUCCUCCCUGCCCUUGAAUAUCCUAACCGAAAUGUCAGGAAAUCUGCCCAAAACCGAAUGCUCCGAGUUCCCUUGAAUAAUGAGGCCAUUGUGGAAUGGCUGGAUCCUUUGGAGAGGAAUAUCGUGGCAUGCGGCUCCGUGCCGCUGCCCGGUUCACAGGGAAUCCGCCGGAAGCGGGCGACCCCGUAUGGGAAAAUUGUAUCAACGAAGGCAAUCCUUGACAAGAACACAAAUCAGUGCAAAGGUUACGGUUUUGUAGAUUUUGACAGUCCGGCAGCAGCACAGAAAGCAGUAGCAUCUCUCAAAGCAAAUGGCGUGCAGGCCCAGAUGGCAAAGCAACAAGAGCAAGAUCCCACAAAUCUAUACAUCUCAAAUUUACCUGUUUCCAUGGAUGAACAGGAACUGGAGAAUAUGCUGAAACCUUUUGGACACGUAAUUUCCACCAGAAUAUUAAGAGAUGCUAAUGGAGUCAGCAGAGGAGUCGGCUUUGCCAGAAUGGAGUCUACAGAAAAAUGUGAAGUAGUAAUUCAACAUUUUAAUGGAAAAUAUCUGAAAACUCCACCUGGUCUACCAGCCCCCACUGAGCCUUUGCUGUGCAAAUUUGCUGACGGAGGGCAAAAGAAGCGUCAGAAUCAAAGCAAAUACACACAGAAUGGAAGGCCGUGGCCCAGAGAAGGAGAGGCUGGCAUGGCUUUGACUUAUGAUCCAACAGCUGCUAUACAGAAUGGAUUUUAUUCCUCACCGUACAGUAUUGCAACAAACCGCAUGAUUCCACAGACAUCAAUCACGCCAUUCAUCGCUGCUUCCCCUGUCUCUACAUAUCAGGUCCAGAGUACUUCAUGGAUGCCUCAUCCGCCAUAUGUUAUGCAACCAACAGGUGCUGUGAUAACACCAACAAUGGACCACACUAUGUCAAUGCAGCCAGCAAGCAUGAUGGGCCCUCUCACCCAACAGAUGAACCACCUUUCCUUGGGCACAACAGGAACGUACAUGACUGCUGCUGCACCUAUGCAAGGGACCUACAUUCCCCAGUACACUCCUGUGCCUCCAACAGCUGUCCCUAUUGAAGGUGUCGUUGCUGAUACUUCUCCACAGACAGUAGCAUCUUCAUCACAGGAAGCCAGUGGUCAACAGCAACAGAUGACAGUGGAAACAUCCAGUGAACAUGCGCCUGCAUAUUCUUACCAACAGUCUAAACAAUAAACAGGACUGAAGAAUGUUGGUCUGAAAUCUUUGCCUUGAAUGGAGAAACUUCACUGAACAAGAAGUUGGCUUCCAGUUUGCACAGGCGUCAAACGAAUGCUUUUUUUUUUUUCUACCUUUCCCAACGAAAACAAAACAGUGUUUUUAUGUGCUGUGCAAAUGGUUCCGUCAUGUAGUCUGACAGUUUUAUUUUUGCUAUAAUUUUUUUUUAACUAAAGAAAAAACCCAGAGGAAAAAUGCUGGGUUGACAUUUCAUCUGGACGAACAUUUGAAUUCAGAAUUUACCUGGAGUUGUAGCUAGAUUUUUUUUUUUAACAGAAAAACUGAUGAUGUCAAGAGGGAGCAAGUUGAGAUGAAAACCAAUUGUCUUCCUCAAAAAUUAAGCUACUCUUUUUCUCUCAUUUUAUUUUUCUUCUUGUUUUAAAUCUAGAGUGGGAUUUUUUUGUUCUUUUUGGUUUUUGUUCUUUUUUUUUUUUUUUAAGAAACGUUUAGGUAAGGUUUAUCUUGAAUCUUAAUUGCCUUAAUUUUAAGGACGUCAAAAGCUCUCAAGGCAAGCUGUCAACGUCUUGUUAGAAAACCCGAGAAUGAAUCGAAACUGCUCACACCGGUGCUGGUGCAGAAGUUUAAUAGACUGAGUUUUUGGGGUGAACAAAAAUAAACUGUACAGUUUAAAAGAAAAUGAUUUUCUUCUUUUGAAGAAAAGUUGAUGAUAAAGAACUGUGGCAACUGAAAGAAUUGGAAAAAUGCUGGGACUUUUAUGAACUUUGUCUUAAGUGUUGACAGAAAAAAUUCUAGAAGGCUAAAGCAUUUUACAGUAAAGUUAUUGAAUUGAGAAAAAAACUUGCUGCAUUAUAGAGAAUGCAGGGUUUUUUUUCUUGCAGAAUGCAGAUUUUUUUAUUUACAAAGCGUGAUCGCUAGCAAAAGCAUUAGUGCUUUUUAUCUGCAGUCUUUUUUAUGAGCUUUAAGAAGUUUUUAGUCUGCUUUGCUUGUCACAUUGCAAAAACCUAGCUUAAGAGCAUUAAAAAAAAA
Molecule: messenger RNA, 2340 nt
Organism: Tinamus guttatus (white-throated tinamou)
Lineage: Eukaryota; Metazoa; Chordata; Aves; Tinamiformes; Tinamidae
Source: RefSeq, a predicted model, not a curated record